Molecule: messenger RNA, 1232 nt
Organism: Drosophila busckii
Lineage: Eukaryota; Metazoa; Arthropoda; Insecta; Diptera; Drosophilidae
Gene: Syx13
Product: syntaxin-12
Exons: 3
Coding region: 257-1108 (283 amino acids)
Biological process (GO): vesicle fusion; vesicle-mediated transport; intracellular protein transport
Cellular component (GO): SNARE complex; membrane; endomembrane system
Molecular function (GO): SNAP receptor activity; SNARE binding
Source: RefSeq, a predicted model, not a curated record
UGGCAGUCACUGUUAAGGCGAAUCAAGAGUGGAAGAAAGAAAAGGCUUGCGCAGUGACAAAUUUUGUUAAAAAAGAAAUUGGAAAUCGAGCGUCACGUCCGCUGAAGCAAAUCCUAGACAGACAGUCGCAUCAGAGAACCCAGCGUGGAAACACAGAACACACAUUGAACCACAUACACAUACAUACGCAAUCAUAAACAGACCAAGAUAGUGUGUGCCCUGUUGCGGACCCAGAACAAGCGUGACCAAAUUAAAGAUGUCGCAGGCCUUGAACAAUCCAACAAGCUCCAGCACAGUGCAUCGUGACUAUGGCGCUACGUCGAGUACCACGCCCGAUGUGAGCUUCGCUGGCGGCGCGACAUCCUCAUCCAGCGGCUCCGGCUUCAGCCCCACAGAGUUUGUGUCGCUCAGCGAGAACAUUGGGCACAACAUUACCUCCAUUCUAAGCAGCAGCAAGCAGCUAGAGCGGCAGCUGAAGCUCAUCGGCACCGCCAAGGAUUUGUCAACGCUGCGUGAAAAGAUUCACAGCAUCAAUACUAAGGCGAACGCACGUGUUCAGACCACCAGCGUUGAGCUUCAGCGCCUGCAGUCCGUUGUGCGUUAUGGGGAUCGUCAACAGAAGCUGCAGCUGGAUAAGCUUAUGCGGGAGUUUACGCAAGUUGUGCAGAAAUACUCAGAGCUGCAGCACAGCAUCUCGCAGGCAACCAGGCAAAGCUAUAUGCAGGCGGCUGCUGCUGAUCGGGAGGCGGAGCUGGCGGCCAAUACGGAGCUGCUGCAGCAGCAGCGUCAGGAGCAGGCGGGCCUGCAACAGGAGUACGACAUGCUGGUCGAACGGCAACGUCAAGUGCAGCAAAUUGAAACCGAUAUGAUCGAUGUAAAUGCCAUUAUGGUGAAGCUCAGCGGCUUGGUCGCCGAGCAGGCACCAAUGUUGGAUACCAUAGAAACCCAUGUUACUGGUACGGCCGUUGCUUUGGAAGAAGGUACCGAAUAUCUGCGUAAGGCUGCUGCCAGUAAUAAUAGCCAUCGUCGUAAGAUCCUGAUACUUUUAGUGAUUGCUGUGAUAGUAGGUUUAGUUGUAACUGGCAUUAUAGUCAGUAAAUUGAGUUAAUUGUUUAAAAUGUAUAAACCCACACACCCACAUAUACACAUUGAAGUUGCAAAUUGUUCAUUCAGUUUUGAAUCAUUGAAUUUAAUUUUACUUUUCUAUUUGAACUUUUAAAAUGUUCUUUCUA